UUGGUAUUUCCAGAUUUUAGGUUGAUUCGUCAUUCAAUAUUUCGCCUUUGCAUCAGAAAACCAGUCUGUCAUAAGGUUAUAACAAGUCAGACAUCCUAACGAAACAAUGUCGGAAUCAGUUGUUGUGGUGAUCAAACUGGUCGGGCAGCCAAAUAAUGCCCAACCAGAGCCGUUCUAUAUCGCUAGAAAUAUUUCCUGGGCAGACUUGAAGGCAAUGCUUCUGGCCCUGUUUGAUGUCACUCCAUCACAACUUGAUGUCCAUUAUCAGGAUGAUGACAAUGACAGGAUCACUUUGAGUAGUGACACUGAGCUGCAAGAAGCAUUUCGAUUUGCUAGCGUAACAUCAGACAGUGUACUGCAGCUGUAUGUAAAGGACACAAAACAAACAAUGGACAAGGACAGUGCCAAUGCUGUUGAAGCCGAUGCUGUGCCCGUAACGGCAACUGAUGACGCCAAGGCUAACCAGUUGCCUCCCACUGAAACUGAUAAAGAGAUCAAAGAUAUUCCACCAGUUGCUGUCAAGGAGGAGCGCCAUGUGAAAGAGGAAUUGGAGCACGAUACUGCCGAGACUGGGGAAACGACUCCCAGAUACGAAUGUGAUGAAGAGACUGGACUCAUGCACAAGCCACAUGAGCCGGUAGUUAGGAAGAAGGCGUGCUACUAUGAAAUUCCCGGCAAGGACCGGAAUGGGAACGACAGUAACAUCCGCGAUGGUGCGUUGAGUGAAUCCGAUGACCAGCCGAGCGAGACCGAUAGUUCCAUGCCGUACCAGGACUUCGUUGUCUUCAUGGAAAAGCUGAAGCGUGAACUGCGAACUGAGAUUGUUCACGACGUCACCAAGAAGACGGUCAAACAAGUUCUGAAAGGUCUCGACAACGCCGUGAUCCGAUCAAUACAAGGAGGAUCCUCACUGCCGAAGACAUCUGCGAAAGAUACCAAGCCAGCAUAUCCUGUAUAUCUUCAUGAAGGAAUUAUGUGUGACAAUUGUGAACGACCAAUCAUUGGGCCACGAUACAAGUGUGGAAACUGCCCCAACUACGACCUGUGUUUGCAGUGCGAGGGAAUGUAUGGAAUUCACAACCCCGACCACGUGUUCAUUAAGCUGCAUCGACCGUGCUUUAACGCAGGCAUACGCGAGGGCAAGAAGGUACCACUGUUACGUCAUCUGCUGUACAGCGAGGCAUCCGAAUGUCGGCCCAAAGAAAUCGGGUUGAGAAUGGAAAGAGCCAUUGAGAAGCGUCAGGAGAAGAUGAAGAAGAGAGAGGAGAAGGUUCAGGAGAAACAGAAGAAGAGAGAAGACAAGCUGAAGAGGAAGCUUGAGAGGAUGGAGGCACUUCGAGACCAGCCCAAGAAGAAAGAAAAGAUGGAUGUGCCUGGUUACGCUCUGCCUCAGUUUCGAUAUCCCUACCAGGUCCUUGGAGCGGAGCUGAUUGCCCAUGUCACUAUUCCUGACAACACACACGUUCAGCCUGGCACACGACUUCAGAAAACUUGGAGAAUGAAAAACACGGGAAGUCAUCAGUGGACCCCCUCAACACAGCUGCGACUCAUGUGGGGCACUAUAAGUUCCCCUCAGACGGAAGUGUCGGCUCCGCUCCUCAACCCUGGAGACGAGGGAAAUAUCACUGUGGAGCUGAUAGCAUCAGAUGAACCUGGGAGGUACCAGAGUCACUGGAAGCUCUUCGACAGUGGAGUUAACUUUGGUCACCGUGUAUGGUGCUCCAUUCAUGUUGAUGCCAAGGAAGUCCUAGAACCUAAAUCUGCAGCGGUCGAGGAACCCAGUGUGGUUAAGAAAACCAAGAGCUUAGAGACUGAAUCUGCCAGCGUUGGCCACACAGACGAGGAGGUGUUCCCUGUAUGCAUUCCUCCCGUACCCUUGACCAAGCUCACGCCAGCCACGCCAGUGAAAUCACUAUCACAACAGGUGAAAUCGGUGGAACCCGUGCAGCCAGCUAGUGCUGAAACCACAACCGCCGACAAAGCACAAACGACCAGUGGACACUCGGAGGUUUUUGAGGAGAAACCUGCCACUGGUAUUCUUUCGCAGGAGGGAAUUCAUGAUCUGCUGUCCUACGAGUUUCUCGAUCUCAGAGAGAGGGGCCCGCCCAAGGUGUCCCAGACAGCCACGCCUAACAACACUCCACUAGAUGUCACUCCUCCCAAGUCGCCAGCUCCCGAGCCUUAUCUGCAAAGUGAGGUCAUCUUGGAAAACAACGAUGUUGAAAAUCCUACUGAUAAGGAUGAGAACUUGUUGAAGUCGCCGGCCAGUGAGCGGGUUUUGUCGAGCAGCAGCAGUUUGGAACUACUUCCAGUGGAGGACAGCCCCCCAGAACUGACGGACUACGUCACAGAACGAAUGGCGGGACUCGAGCUCAAGCCAGACAUUGAAGAUGACCUGGAAUCACUGAGCAGUGGGUGUGAAUACGACUCGGACCUCAGUGAAGACUACUGCAUCGUCCCUCUACCGGACUGCUUCGACACCAGCAAGCCAUUGACGCGGUCCACCAUCGGGCUCGUCGACAGUAAUCAAAACACUAUCGGAAUGCCAGAUGGCAACACAUACUCCAUUACUCCGCAACCCUCUCUGGACGACCUGCUCUUGGCGUCGUCGGGCUCUCUCCCCCCCGCCGCUCUCAUGCUCCCCACCAUUGUCAAUAGCAACACAGGGCCAUCCGACAACAAGGAAACCCAGAAAGAAACCUCCAUCACACCCUCAGUGGUAGAUGCGCUCUCUCUACAAGCAAACGCUAACAGCAGUGUUGAGAGGAACUUGGCCAAACUGUCGAUCUCGGACAAAUCCGAGGCAUCUGUUGCAGCGACCAAAACAGAAGAUCAGAAACCCGCUGCAGAGGAAACUGUUGAUGUAGUUGUGGCCGAGGGCGGUGCGUCUCUGAAGGAUGAUGAGACCGAUGGGGAGGUGUUAGAGAAGAGCGCUGAUGGCAAAGAGGAAGCCGGAAAAGGCUAUGAUAGUAGCGCUGCUACAGAGUACGUCAGUCAGCUGAUGAACACAGCAAUGCUAGCAGCUGUGAAGGCCGGAGCUAAAGCCUACAGCACGACAAAAGGCGUCUUCAGCACAAUGCAAGCCAAACAGUGGAAGCCACCACAGUCCAACUACAAGCCUCCAGCUGAUAGCUAUGUUCCACCACAGAGCACCUGGACACCCCCUGAGAAUAUGUGGACUCCUCCCGCUGAAACGUCGCCACCCCCUCCUAGCGACGAACCCAUGGGGAGACUGAUCGAGAUGGGAUUUGCCAACAGACCAAGGAACACAGAACUUCUCGCCAAAUAUGAGAAUGACCUUGAUAGAGUUCUGCAGGAAUUGCUUCAUGAAAACGACAAUGACUGGGCAAGCAGAAGACAUUAGAUGGGGUUGAAAAAAACUAAACAGUAAACAAAAAGAACAGAUUUUUCAAUUUGUAAAUAUUUAAAUAUGAGUGUGGAUUGGUUGCAGAAGAGAGAAAGAGAGAGAGAGAAAAGACGAAAGAAGAUGAAAGAAGGUUCUGCGAUUGAUGGGUGUUUUUUUGUUUUUUGUUGGGUUUUUUAUCCAAAAGCACGUGUGGUGGAUAAAUAAAACAUUGUUUUACUUUUUACAUAUCGAUGUAUUUUUCACUUACUAAUCUGGCCUUUUUUUCUUUUUUUAUGGCAGUAGUUUCCAUGCGGUUUUUUUCUUCUUUUUGUUUGACUGAAGGCACAUUACACUUUUAUAUUCGUAGUCUGUAGCACCUAUAAUGUGUGUACUAAUGUUAUUCAAAAUCACUAGACGUUUAGUGUGGCAAGAUUUGUGUUAUAAUUAAAAUUAUAGAAAUGCUGUUAAUAUAUUUAUAAUAAUUUAUGACUUCAAACAUCUGUGGGAUCCUUGAGAUAAGCACCCAGAUUGGAAAUCACUGUUAUGCUAUAACCAUUGUUUGAAAUGAGGAGGGUACACCCCUUUUUUUAAUAGACAUCAUAUGGGCCGAAUUUAUUAAGUCUUGCUUUUUGUCUUACACAAGUGUUAACUAUAUUUACAGUGCUUAAACACCUGCAAUUAAAAAAAUCCAGGCUCUGUAAAUUGGGCCCUAUAUAUUUGAUGAACCUGUUCAAAAUAUAACACUUUGUCUCUGCACUACAUAUUUCGCACCCCUUGUUCAAAUUCCUAUAUCUAGCCAUGCUAUUAUUAUAAGGGACAUACUUAUCAUGUGUAUAGCAUAUUGAUACUUACUAUAUUUUAUUACAGUUAUGUUUCAAGUAGCUUCAUACAACAGGUGGCGGAUUUAUUUAUAUUUACUUAAUUUUUUAUUUAUACCAUAUCGGAUGAUUUGGUACAAUUCUAAAAUGUCCACACGCUGAGCUAAGCAGGUUUACAGUUAUACACCACUAUUCACAUUUGCAUGCAUUUCAGUGCAGUUUUCAAUAUCAGAAUAAAUAUGGUGAAAAAGGUUACAACUUCGGAAGAACCACUUGACUGCAAUUUUUUAAGAAAGUACAAUCAUUUGGUAAUUGCCGAUCAUAACGUCAUUAAAGGUUGACCCCAAAAGCAUGUUAGAAAUUAGCUAAAAUGUGAAUAUUUACAAACACUUUUUACAGAUUAUUUUAUGUAAGACUCUGUCAUGUCACCUGAUAGGUGAGUGUGUCUCUGAUAAUGAAAUUCAUUUUUCUGCUAAUAUGCAAUCAUUUGUGAGUUUGGAAAUAUAGUUAGGAAGAGGAUGGUUUAUAACAACAAUAUUUGUCACUUUUGACAGAUUUAUUUCUUUGCAAUCAUAUGACUUUCAGUUGUUAUUUUGUAUAUAUAUAUAUUGUAGCAGUGCAAAUUGGAUAUUUUUUCUUUGUUUUUUUUUCUGUUUUGUGUUUUCAUUUAAAUGAUUAAAUAGUUUGAGGAGAACCUUAAAAUAAA
Gigantopelta aegis is the source of this 4870-nucleotide messenger RNA. RefSeq names its product next to BRCA1 gene 1 protein-like. NCBI's taxonomy places the organism in Eukaryota, Metazoa, Mollusca, Gastropoda, Neomphalida, Peltospiridae. The coding region runs from base 107 to 3364 and encodes 1085 amino acids. Gene Ontology annotation, biological process: macroautophagy. Gene Ontology annotation, molecular function: zinc ion binding; ubiquitin binding. The record is from RefSeq and is a predicted model, not a curated record. Gene Ontology annotation, cellular component: phagophore assembly site. The transcript is spliced from 20 exons.